UAGUCUUUUUCCUUAUUCCAUUUUUAAUCUUUAUAAGUGGAAAAGGAAGGAGACCUCUAUGUUUAUUUAAACAAAAUUGAAAAUCCUCCCAGAUAAAAAAAAAACUAGAAAUUUGUUCUAGCCCAAGUAAAGAUAAGUUAACCCCGAUUCCCUUAAAAACUAAAACCUAUAAAAUGUUUCCGAUAAUAUUUCAGAAAAAAAAUGUUUCAAAAAUUCAAAUAUUUACCCUAAUUUAAAUUCAAAGAUUACAGCUCUGCUAAUGUGGAACAGCCCGGGUAAUUCCAGCUUUUUAAAGUAUUUUCCUAAUUUACCCUAUGUUUUUCUCUUAUGAUUAUUAAAUUUGUUCUCUUUUUCAUAAAUUUUAAACCAUCCCCGCGAACAGCGAAUUCCCGGUACUUUAGUCCUUCCAAUUUUCACUCCGUUCAAUUUUCUUCUUGAAAAACUUUUCUCUACUUUUGAAUACUCAAGAAACCCACCUGCCCAUUUUCUCUUCGUUUUUUGUGUCUUCUUUUUUUCUUUGCUUUUUUUAAUACUUCACAACUCAUGUACUCUUUUCUCUCCAACGUAAGAAAAUAUGGAGUAGGCAGAGAGAAGGAAAAAAUAAAUAGUGCAUUUUUUCUUUUCAUUAUAAUAAACACUGAUCUUUUGUAUAGUGCAGGAAAGGAAGAAUUAGUGCAAUCCAAGGUAUCACGACUUUUGCGCCGAGAACAUUUGCGCCGCGACUUAUGCGCCGGGGGACUUUUGCGCCGCGACUUAUGCGCCGAGCGACUUUUGCGCCGGGCGACUUAUGCGCCGCCAUAA
Meloidogyne enterolobii is the source of this 801-nucleotide messenger RNA. NCBI's taxonomy places the organism in Eukaryota, Metazoa, Nematoda, Chromadorea, Rhabditida, Meloidogynidae. The record is from the annotation of a GenBank genome assembly.